Sphaeroforma arctica JP610 is the source of this 1927-nucleotide messenger RNA. RefSeq lists its product as hypothetical. The transcript is spliced from 5 exons. NCBI's taxonomy places the organism in Eukaryota, Ichthyosporea, Ichthyophonida. Bases 29 to 1927 code for a protein of 632 amino acids. The record is from RefSeq and is a predicted model, not a curated record.
CAGGCAAACUGACAACGGCCCUUCGACCAUGAUCAGUGCUUCGUAUCCCGAGUGGGAUGAUCUCUUCGGUCAAUACGUACAGUUUCCGGUGUCGACAAUCAGUGUGCUGUCAUAUACCGGGCGGCCUCCAAGGGCCCAGGCCGGGGAGCGUGACGACCCACAAUACAACACCAAAUGCAGGAAGGUAUCAAACAGAGAAGCCCUUCUGCUGGAUGCCUUUGAUCAAGCUUGGUUCCGACUGCAGAAGAAAUCCGUCGACAAGCUUGUGGCGUGGGUGUUUGAUGCGCUCAAUGAGCAUGCCGAGCACCCGUACCGCGUGAAUGUGUUGGUGUUGGUGCUGGACCAUACCAUCGCGCAGAAGAUUACGAGCAUGAAGCAGAUCAUCGACACGUGGGAGGUCGUGUUCACACCUCAUAGGCAACAUAUAUGGCGAGAAAUGAAUGCCCUUCUCGUGAAACGUGUGCAUCUCUGCCAAGUACAUGAGCUCACCGUUAUUCUGAGGUACGUCACGGGCCAACUGAGCCGGGCGGGGGACGAGAUAGCCCAGCAGGAGCUGCACAAGUACUCACAGUCGCUUGUACAGGCACAUGCGCACGCACAGGCCUACAGCUACGCCAACCACAGCGCGCAAGCCCCGACACACGCCAGCGUACUGAACGGGGCCCACAAGAAGAAGAACUUUUCAAUCGAUACUAGUAUACAUGAUCGAUUAGGUACGGAUGCCAGGCAGCGAAGUGGGUCGCUUGGCCUGGUGCGAGUACAUACAGAUACGCCGCAGCCGAGCUCGAAGGUCGACAACGCCCGUAACCAGGGCAACGCGAGUACGCGCGCGGUCUCGCCGGCCUUCGCACCGAGCGGCUCGACUGCUGGUAAACUGGUGAAUUGCAAUGUGGCCGUGACACAAGCCAUCCCGUUGAUUAGGAAGAUCAUGCACAGCAGUGCGCUCGUGCCGCAGUACGUAGUGUUCCACGAAGCGUUCAAGAUACGCAACAAGCAGCACUGGCGCGUGCGCCAGCACGUGGAUCGGCUCCUGUUCCAGUUCCAGUCUCUGGCGAACAUGCUCAGGCCGAUCGGGUGGUACCAUCCCGCUGUACGGCCGGUUUUGUGCCUGACGACGAACAUGGCGGGGUGGCGGGUGUUUGGACCGGACAGCUGUCUGUUCCCCAUGGUUGGCAAGCUGUUGAAUAUGGCAUCGGAGAUGAUGGAUAGUAAGGAGAGCGAGGUCAUGACCCAGUUCUUGAGCGAUGUGCUGAUGCAGUACACGUCCACCAUAGGGCUGAGGGAAUACUUGCGCGGUAUGGAUCAUUUUAAAAUCAAGACCGAUUCCUUCUUCCAGACGGCCCUUGCAGAGAUGGUGAUAUCUGUGCUGCGAAUCGAGCAUUCUCAGAAAUCAGCACGACUGCGGAACGCAGGGAGUGCGGAGAAUGUCGUAAAAAAUGGUCAGGCGAUAGAGGAUGUGGCGAGAGGUGCAGAUAACUAUACUGCCGUAGAUGUCGAUACCGAGUGGCAUUUGUUGGCGUCUCAUUUCUUUGCACUGUUACGGGUGGAUGAAGUGGAUCUGGAGAUGGUGAUUCGGACUGUCCACACAAAGAUACGUGCUAUUUGGGGUGAUGAGUUCAGAAGCAAUCGGGUGGUAUGGCUGAUACACCAAUGUGCUUUCAGCGAGGAGCUCAAAAAUAAAUUCAAAGACUCGUACACGCGCGUCAUUGAACCAGCGCUGUCAAUGAACAAGACCGCUGGCCAAGCCCUGGCGCCAAAGUCGUCAUUGUACGAUCUUCUAUUCUCGCUAUACGACUCGGAGGCGACCAAUGCCAAUACCGUGGAGGGUGAUAAGUGGGAUAUCCAGGAUCUUUCGAUUGAGUUUCUGCUGCGAAGGCUUUUUCCAUCGGAGUCAGGUGAGACCGGCACGGGUUUUGAUAAUCGGUAG